This is a messenger RNA of Bolinopsis microptera, 1701 nucleotides long. RefSeq lists its product as uncharacterized. The coding region runs from base 20 to 1651 and encodes 543 amino acids. NCBI's taxonomy places the organism in Eukaryota, Metazoa, Ctenophora, Tentaculata, Lobata, Bolinopsidae. The transcript is spliced from 2 exons. The record is from RefSeq and is a predicted model, not a curated record. Gene Ontology annotation, molecular function: protein binding.
GUUGAAAGAAUUCUCUAAAAUGGCUCCAGAAGUGGUGGUACCAGCAAAUUUUGGGAAGCACCACCUGAAGUCUCGCUCACACAGUAACCUGGAACUGUUGUGUAAUGAAGGAGAGAUAAAGCGAGCUAAUUCAAUGAUACUGUCUCUAAACAGCUCUGUUAUAGAUGAUCUGAUCUCUAGACUUGACAUUACUUCUCUGGACGUGCAGGACUUUGGAGCCGGUGCUGUGGGGUGUUUUGUUGAAUCUAUGUACAGUGGAGAACUGGAGAAGUGUGAUAAGAGUAACUUUAGAGACCUGAAUAAGAUGGGACAUGUUUUCAAUGUGAGCUGGUUUACAGAGAGAUGUUUGGAGUACUUUACGGAGCAUGUUGAUAUGUUGACUGGGAGGUGUUAUGAGGAUGUUUUGUUUGUGGUAGAGGAGGCUAGGUUUGUUGAAGAGAGUCAGAAGAAGAACAACUUUACUUCUUUAGUUGAAGAUAAGCUGAACACGAUGAGAAAUAGGAAGAGUAUGUUCUUGAAGCAGUAUUCCAAUGAUCUGAGUAACAUUUCAAUCAGCCAGCUUAAAAUGGUUGUUAAGUUAGCUGGGUCUGAUGUUGGUAUACUCGUCCAUAUUCUCGUUCGUCAUCUGAAAAUUACUGGUUCUACUUCCUUUGUUGAAACGUCACGUUUUCUAUUUGAAAACAUUGAUUUUGAAUGUUGUUUUGCAAAAAGAAGGUUUCAUGGCAUAACCAUUGAAUUGUGUGAUAUCCUUAUGGAAAAAUUUAAUGAAGAUUUCAAGUCUGCAAUAACACUAUUUAUCUCAAAACCAUUAGCAGAGGUAAACAGUAACGAUGAUAAGAUUCACUACCCUGUUUUAGAUGAUGUACCUGUAAAGGAAUUCCUUUGCUAUGAUAUAGACACUUGUCUUGAGUUUCUUUCAUCUUCAGAUAAAGUAACCAACACUCAUCACCUUUUUGAUGCACUAUACACAUGGAUGCAUCUCUGGAAGGAUAAUGAUCCUAAAACUGCUGUAAAAUUUGAACCCGAAGAAGUUUUGGAGGAAAUUAUCAACAUUAAAGAAGAUCGAUGUUGGAACAAAGCCUCUGUACAAUAUCUUAAAGCUUUAACAGCAGAUAAUUCGGUGAGUACUUCUAAGCUUCGGCAAGUAUUCCUUGACUGUCAAGAAUUAUCGGGCAAUGAUAACCACUGGUAUCUGUCAAGUAAUGAGCAAUUUCCAUUCGAAAAUGUCCUGACUGAGAAUUUGAAGAUAACCCUAGUUUCUGAAGAAAAGAUAUCAUCUUGCAAGAAAGAAACAAAAUGUGCCAUUAUGAUGCAAACCACACCCAUAAAUUCCCAAGAUGAUGUCACAUCAUUUUCGCUCAAAGUGUUGCAAGAAAGAGAAGUUAAAGAUAAUGAUGAAGUUCAUUAUCAUGACGUGAUAGAAGCACACCAAAGUGUUAGUUUUAUAAUACGUUUAUCAUCAGAAAAUAAAAAGACACAUGUUCUUCCUAUUCCAUUUAAUAUCAAUCCGUCUUGGUCUGGAUUUUGGCACUGGGGUUUCUUUUCCUUUAAUAAAUACGGUAUUUGUGGUCUUGGUCCUAUCUGCCAUUAUGUUUAUUGUCAAGACAAGAAUGCUAAGAUAGUAUUUAAUGCUGUUGUCAGUGAUAAAUAAAGAGACCAGUAGUGUAGUGGUUGUGCCUACAAAAUAAGCUUAUUUGUGAC